Molecule: messenger RNA, 1211 nt
Organism: Fukomys damarensis (Damara mole-rat)
Lineage: Eukaryota; Metazoa; Chordata; Mammalia; Rodentia; Bathyergidae
Gene: Garin1a
Product: family with sequence similarity 71 member F2
Exons: 5
Coding region: 112-1041 (309 amino acids)
Cellular component (GO): nucleus
Source: RefSeq, a predicted model, not a curated record
GGUGGGUGGAGCUCUGGAGGAGGGACAAGCGGUCACACCAACACCUUGGAGUUGGGCUGGGUCUGCCUGGAGCCCCAGAGAUGUUCCCCAGCCUGUUCUUCCCAAGAACCAAUGAGCAAAAUUAGGGGCCUUCCUCCUGAGGUCAAGGAACCAUGCUCUGGAGUGGAACUUGGGGUGGAAAACGGCCUUCUUUGUCAACUGAUUCAUUCUGCAGAAUUCAACUUGUUCUCCAACUCAGUGGUGUUUGAAAGCAACUUUAUCCAGGUCCAUGCACUGGGGGCUGAUUUCCAGGUCACCAAGUCCGGAAGAUGGAUGAAUCUUGGUGAAGACUCUAACACUGUGAUCCUCGGGGUGACCUCCUCAGUGCCCUCCUUGCCACUCCCCAAUGUCCUCCUGAUGGCCAAUGUCACCUGGCCCCAGGGUCAGCUUUCCACCUGCAGCACCCCCGGGCUUGCCCCUGUCGUCACCCUUAGCAGGAUUCUGCCCCUGAGAUAUGUGGAGCUACAAAUCUACGACCGGCCCCAACGCAUCCUCCAGGUGAGGACGGUGACUGAAAAGAUCUACUACCUGAGGCUCCAUGAAAAACACCCAGAAGCCGUAUUUCAGUUCUGGACCCGCUUGGUGAGGAUUCUAUGGAAAGGGCUCUCCAUCACCACCAAAGACCCAAGAAUCCGCAUCACUCACUGCCUGGUGCCCAAGCUGCCCAGAUUCUCCACCAAAACAACUCCUGAGAGCAGCCUCCCUGGGUCUUCCCAACCCAGCGAGACCCUCCUGCUGCUGGCAGCCGAGCAGACCAAUAGCAGUUUCUCAGAACUCUCUGGAAGGACUCAGCUUACAGCCAACAGAAGCACUGAUACUGCCAUCAAAAUAGACAGUUCCAGCAGCUGCAAGACACCUUUGCCAGUGGUAUCACAGGUCAAUGUGAACAUACCCAUGAGAGCCACCUUGAGCCACAGCCUGUGGGAACAAGAUGACCCAAAUGAGCACCUCUUGCAGGCUCCUGUAGCCAGUUCCCUAGGGGAGAACUUCCUGGGACCCUAACAUCUAGUCAGCUUGAGUGAUCAUCCCUGGCUUCUGUGCCCUUGCUACAUCUCCUUUAAUGCUGUUCCCACAGUGGCCACAGGGGAGGUAAGAUGGUGUUUACAACAAGUGCUUCUGUACUACCACCAAUAAACCUCCAAGUGCAUCCCUGACUGCUGUGUGUUCCAGAG